Trifolium pratense (red clover) is the source of this 776-nucleotide messenger RNA. Its product is annotated as transcription elongation factor SPT4 homolog 2-like. The transcript is spliced from 6 exons. The record is from RefSeq and is a predicted model, not a curated record. Gene Ontology annotation, biological process: chromatin organization; positive regulation of DNA-templated transcription, elongation; mRNA processing. Gene Ontology annotation, molecular function: RNA polymerase II complex binding; zinc ion binding. Lineage: Eukaryota; Viridiplantae; Streptophyta; Magnoliopsida; Fabales; Fabaceae. Gene Ontology annotation, cellular component: DSIF complex; nucleus. Bases 175 to 522 code for a protein of 115 amino acids.
UUAUAAAUAAACUCUUUUUAGAAAAAGAAACAGAAAACAUAAAAACAACUCUCGGCAAAAUCAGAAGUCAAGAGGUCACACCUUCGCCGGAGCGCUCGCAGCAACCUCAUCGGAGCUCGAUUUCUUCAUCCGUCAUACUCUCAAAAAGCAUUUGCAGUGUGAGCUGAAACAAAAAUGGCAACUGCACCUGCUCAAAUUCCUACAAGCUUUGGACAUGAAUUGAGGGCCUGUCUUCGUUGCCGCCUUGUCAAAACCUACGAUCAGUUUAGAGAGUCAGGGUGUGAGAACUGCCCAUUUUUACAGAUGGAAGAAGAACAAGAUCGUGCUGUUGAAUGCACUACCCCCAAUUUUAAUGGGGUCAUUUCAGUAAUGGAUCCAACUCGAAGCUGGGCUGCCCGCUGGUUGCGCAUUGGAAAAUUUGUUCCUGGUGUUUACACUCUUGCUGUCUCAGAGGCUCUUUCAGAAGAGAUGCAGGCUAUUUGUGAAGAUAAGCAUGUGCAAUAUAUGCCUCCCAGACGUUAGUGAAACAAGUAAUUGUUGGCUUUGUGACAUCUCUAACAUGGUUGGAACUGAGUCUGUAAUGUAUUGAUGUGGAUUUUAUUGCUAGUUUUGUUCAAAAAUGCAUUCUUGAAAUGCUUUGUUAAAAUUCUCUAAACAGAUAUUAAUUAGUGUGUACAUUAGAAGAGGUCAUGUAUCUAGUAUGAUACAGGCUUCCUUUUGAACGAUGUGUUGUUGGCCAAAACAAUUUAUCAAACUACUAUAAUUUGCACGGUGAA